Molecule: messenger RNA, 327 nt
Organism: Staurois parvus
Lineage: Eukaryota; Metazoa; Chordata; Amphibia; Anura; Ranidae
Source: the annotation of a GenBank genome assembly
GCUGAUAUCUUCAGAGAGAUUUGAUUGUAUUGUAUUUUAGUGUCUUUAUAUGCUCGGUCAAGUUCAUUGCCUAUCUGUAUGCAAUUGCACUGCGUGUUGGCAGAUUGCAUGCAGAUUGUAAAGGUAACAGGUCUGACAGACGAAGAUCUGUGUGUGUAUGGUGUCCCAGCAGGCCAGUUAAAACUGUUGGUAAAACUGUUGGGUGGUGGAAAGCUGCCGUUUGUGGUGUGUCUGGUGUGGUGGUGUGUGGACAGUGGAAGAGUGAUUAACACCGGGGUUCUGGCUUGGAGGAUAACUGGAGGAAUCCUAGAAUGGUGUGUGAUUGCU